CUAGACAUCGCCGAAGAGGUCGAUGCCGGAUUUUGUGGCGUGUGGUGCGUAAAAAAAUCUGUGAAAACUUGUGAAUUUUCCUCAAAAAUUAAAAGUUUUUCAUCGAAUCUCAAACAGGAGUUGUAUUUGAACAAUUUCCAGACCAGAGCAACAACAGAAGGGGGAGAGAGGAAAAUUUCCAUGGAAAUGGGAUGGGAGAAUUGAAAAGAAAUAAAAAGACAAAAAAAAAUGAUUUUGCAAAGAAAUUUGCAAAGCACGCGGAAGAAGAAUGAGAUGUGACCAAAAAGGGAAGAGAAAAUAAAACGGUGAUUUUUUUGUGUGGCAAAAUUUUUGGAACACAAAAGAGAAAAAGAGAGAGAGAGAGAGAAAAUUAUCUCUGGAGGGAGAUUUUAGAGGAACAAAAAAAAAAGAAGAAAAAAAAUCAAAUACGUGGUUUGUGAAGAGUGUGGAGAUAGAAGUGAUGGCAGCCACACAAAAUGGCAGCAAGAGCAACAGCAGCAGCAGUGGCGGGACAAGAGAAUUUGUGGAGGGAUGGACGCUGGCACAGACUCUCGGGGAAGGAGCAUAUGGAGAGGUGAAAUUGCUGAUAAAUCAUCAAUCUGGUGAGGCAGUGGCAAUGAAAAUGGUGAAUCUCGAUAAACAUCCCGAUGCUGCGGUAUCGGUGAAAAAAGAAGUCUGUAUUCAGAAGAUACUUCAGAAUCCUCAUAUUCUGAGGUAUUAUGGGAAGAGAAGUCAAGGAUCGAUAGAGUAUAUCUUUUUGGAAUAUGCUGCUGGUGGUGAACUUUUUGAUCGAAUAGAACCUGAUGUUGGAAUGGCACAGAAUGAAGCACAGAGGUAUUUUAUGCAACUCAUGUCCGGUGUAAAAUAUCUCCAUGACCGUGGUGUAGCUCAUCGUGAUCUCAAACCUGAGAAUAUUCUUCUGGAUGAGAGGGAUAAUAUAAAAAUUUCAGACUUUGGUAUGGCCACCAUGUUUAGGAUGAAGGGCAGGGAGAGAUUGCUGGACAAACGAUGUGGAACAUUGCCUUAUGUGGCGCCUGAAGUGCUAGUACAACCCUAUGCUGCAACCCCAGCCGACAUUUGGUCCUGUGGCAUCAUCCUGGUGACUUUAUUGGCAGGAGAAUUGCCAUGGGAUAAACCAACGACUUCGUGCAAGGAUUUUCUGAUGUGGAAGGAAAAUACCACGUGGACAUCAAUAACACCGUGGAAGAAGCUUUCAACACUUCAAUUGUCGUUACUGAGGAAAAUUCUUGCAAUUCAGCCCAAUGAGAGGCUCACAAUUCAGCAAAUACUGGAUCACAAGUGGUGCAAUUUGAGAUUUAGUUCAACAGAUGAUCCACUUGCCGAUGAUCCACUGCAACAGGCGAGGAAACGCUUGAGAUCUGAUUUGGAUAUUUCGGGAGAUCGUGAGAUUUCCGGAAAGAUGAUCUAUCUGACGCAGCCCAGUGAGCGUUCAGCCGACACAACGGACGCCGUUGAGACGAGAAACAGUGGUUUCUGUUUCUCUCAGCCAACUCUCCUGGAUGACUUGAUACUGUGCAGUCAGAUGAAUCCGACGCAGGGCACUCAGUCGAGUCAGAGUAUUAUGCAGCGUCUGGUGAAGCGAAUGACGCGUUUCUUCGUGGUCAGUAGGUACGAUGAGACCAUCAAGAGAAUUUCCGCUGCUGCGGACAAGUUGGGUUACACGUGGAGGGGCAGUGAGGGUGGAACGAUGACCGUGUCCACGAUGGAUAGGAGAAAAUUGCAGUUGAUCUUCAAGGUGACGCUCAUAGAGAUGGAUGGGCGACUUUUGGUGGAUUUCAGGCUGUCUAAGGGAUGUGGAUUGGAAUUCAAAAGGAGUUUCAUUAAGAUUAAGAAUCAUUUGAAAGAUAUUCUCGAUUCCCAGUGAAAGAGAGAGAGUAGAGUCAGAGAGACGGAAGUGAGGGUGAGAUUGAAAAGCCGAAAACACGCGGUAAACUCCAUGGAUAACACUUCCACACGCAAAUUACCAUGUCAAUGACCUCACAAGGUUACUCCAGGUCAAGUGACGAGCGUCAAAGAAUGGCGUCAUCCGCCAAUAUUUUAUUACAGUCAAAACUGAUGAGUCAUUUUGACCAAAAUAUCGUCUUAGAUAUUUUGUAUCGAAGGUAAGUGUCGCUAUUUUAUUCAUUUGUAGAUAAUAGUUGUGCCAAUUUAUUAUUUUUUUUUUAAAUUUUGUAUUAAAAUUAAGAAAAUUGUUGACGAAGAAUCAUUGGAAAAAAAAUGUUCAAUUUUCAGACAAUAAAUUUGUUAUGAGUGUA
This is a messenger RNA of Phlebotomus papatasi, 2276 nucleotides long. RefSeq names its product serine/threonine-protein kinase grp (gene grp). The transcript has 7 exons. Gene Ontology annotation, cellular component: cytoplasm; nucleus. The record is from RefSeq and is a predicted model, not a curated record. Gene Ontology annotation, biological process: protein phosphorylation; microtubule cytoskeleton organization; DNA damage checkpoint signaling. Gene Ontology annotation, molecular function: ATP binding; tau-protein kinase activity; protein serine/threonine kinase activity. Bases 461 to 1885 code for a protein of 474 amino acids. NCBI's taxonomy places the organism in Eukaryota, Metazoa, Arthropoda, Insecta, Diptera, Psychodidae.